AUGCCAAAAGAAACCAUGGUAAAGGGACUUCAGGCAGCAAACUUUCGCGUGUUAAACCCAGAACAGUUACAUAGUGGUAUGAUCCUCAAAAGUAAAAACCCUAACAUGACAUCAGACUCAUGCACGGCUGACCACGCAAGUAACGUCAUCGAAACAGACAAUUCUGAUAAACUUACCAGAAAACCACCAACUGCCUUUGUCCAUUCGGACGACUGGAGUCUCUAUUUGAGGGUGUGCUGUCAGCUUCGCCAGAUCCGCAGUAACUAUGGGUGCACAGAAUUGGAAGCUCAAAAACUGAUUCGUACCGGUCGACGACGCAGUCAGGCCUGCAUACUUCGAUUAAUUUUUGCUUUCAACCACCUGUAUUCGGAAUAUAGCCGAGUAGUUUUCACAUUGAAUAACUUACAAAAUCAAGACCAUUGCUUACUCAACACAGCCUUAUCCAGAAGCUACUCGGGACUUUCAACUAGUCACACUGUCCAGGAUUCAACCAAUCAUGGCGACACGAAUGUCUGCAAAAACAAUCCUGUUUUUAAGGGACAAGACAGUAAACUCCAAGAUGUCUUGGAGAAAGAUAGAGCGUUUUAUCCUGAACAACAUGAAGAGCAACGUUCAGGUACUGUGGUACCGGUAACCCACUCACUGACUGCGGUAAAUACCACUUCGACGUCACUACCUACCAACUACUCCCUCAUGUCACAUACUGUGCAAGAAUUUACAGAAACCCCACUGCAAUCUACACAAUCCGGCCUCAGUCAAACAUCAACACCAGCCUGUUUUCAAUGGUGUCGAAAACAUUCUGGAAAACGCCGUCCCUUGAUGAGCAGAAACCGCUCAUAUGAAGCGCUGAAAGUUUCCAGAGCUAUCGAAACUUCAAAGAAUUUUUCAAACAAACACAGACCCUCAGAGUUAGAUUCAUAUGACUACUUUGAUCAAAUUAAGCGCAGACCGACAAACAAAAGCCUCGAUAUUUUCCAGGUCGCUAGUCAUCAAUGGCGUAUUGAGCAUCGCACACAACUGUCCUCCAAGAAUACUGGCUCACAAACUCAGCACGUUUCGAACAAAAGAACGGAAUUUAUUCGAUUACCAAUAGCACUUGAACUAAUUCUUCCUCGUAUGCAAAAACAGAUAGAAACUGUUAUGAUUAGUUGCCAGCACGUCUAUGAUCCACUCGAAGUGGCUUCCGAACUUAGACAAAUGAACUACGACACAGAAGCCUGCAUAGCCUACUUUCACAAAACGCGUCCUCUGCGUGAUAUCAUACACGAAUUUCUGUCAGACAAAGAUCCUUUUGAUAGAAACGCACAGCACAUUCGUUCAUCAAGACAGCCUAAAACCGAACAGACUAUUCCAAGCAGUUUACAGACCUUCCUGCUGGGAAUUCAGUCUUGCGUGGUUGAGUUAAAACAGGCCAAACAAGAUGUGUCACACAAGCUUUGUCGUCUGCGGGCGUUUGUGUACGAUACAACUGCUUCUGUGGAGCGAGCGUUGAAGGAAAAACUUGUGAAUUAUUUAUUCGAAGCCCAGAAGUUUGACAAAAUAAUUCCAUUACGAAACGGUGACCUAGCGCUCUCUGAACUGAGCAAGCUUGUUCAAGAAAAUCAGUCACUGAAGCAGACCCUUCAAAUAGAAGAGGAUCGACGAAAAAAUAUGUUUAAUAUGAUGCAAGAAUAUUUUGGCAAUGUCCGAGUUUACUGUCGAUGUAGGGGUAUUCCAAAGGCGAAAUCCUGCUUAGAAGUCCAUUCACUGGAUACGGUUGUUCUAAUGACCGGUUCGGAUGCGGCCGCAGAACAGUAUAAAUUCGACAGAGUCUUUGAUACUAACGCCAGUCAAACGGAGGUUUAUAAAGAACUCUCUCCUUUCGUUUCUUCGUUUCUUGAUGGCUAUAAUGUAUGCUUUCUAACAUACGGGAGUGAAGCAAGUGGAAAGACUUACACUCUUCUUGGGGGACCCGAUUAUAAACCCAGCACGGAAGGGAUCGCUCAGCGUGCUUUGCGAACAGUGUUGUCGGAAAAGACAACUAGGAGGAGUGAAUGGGAGUACCAGCUACUCGUGUCUGUGGUAGAAGUUUACAACGAUACUUUGACGGACAUUUUGACAAAUGAAAAUGGAAUUCACCUCCAUAUUGAGUCUGGUCCAGACCAUAUGAUGGAUGACAUACACCGCCAGCUAAUUGAGAAGGAUUCUGACAUAGAUGACCUACUAGCUUUAUGCCGAACACGGAGAAGAGUAGGUCGUACAGCCCUAAAUCUAUGCUCCUCUCGCUCCCAUCUGAUCAUAUUUGCCCAGCUAAAUGCUCGAAGCCGUAUUCAUGAUACCAGUCUGUCUAGUAUCUUGGCUCUGUGUGAUCUGGCUGGCUUUGAGGAUGUCAUCAAGGCAGAUACACUUGGUGACCCGAUCCUGGCGAAAGAAGCAGGCUAUAUUAAUCGAUCCCUGACAGCACUCAACCGUGUCUUCAUGUCACUGCGCUCUCAGGAUCCAACGACUGUGUCCUACCGAGACUCUAAACUGACCUACCUGUUGAAGCCCUUUUUUAGCUCUUCGGGUAAAUGCAUCCUCAUUGUCACCGUACGUACGGACCGAGUUAACUUGGCCUCAACUCAGAGUACUCUGCGUUUCGGACGGGAAUCAAGAGGAGUCAGUUUAGGAAGGGCACGUCGGCAGUUGAAUUUGGACAAGAUUAUGAAUGAGCUCCGAAGCACAUGA
Messenger RNA from Opisthorchis viverrini, 2706 nucleotides. RefSeq lists its product as hypothetical. The coding region runs from base 1 to 2706 and encodes 901 amino acids. Lineage: Eukaryota; Metazoa; Platyhelminthes; Trematoda; Opisthorchiida; Opisthorchiidae. Gene Ontology annotation, molecular function: microtubule motor activity; ATP binding; microtubule binding. The transcript has a single exon. The record is from RefSeq and is a predicted model, not a curated record. Gene Ontology annotation, biological process: microtubule-based movement.